Nymphaea colorata (pocket water lily) is the source of this 1312-nucleotide messenger RNA. RefSeq names its product GRF-interacting factor 1. Gene Ontology annotation, molecular function: transcription coactivator activity. The record is from RefSeq and is a predicted model, not a curated record. Gene Ontology annotation, cellular component: nucleus. Bases 292 to 1005 code for a protein of 237 amino acids. The transcript is spliced from 4 exons. Gene Ontology annotation, biological process: leaf development; positive regulation of transcription by RNA polymerase II; cell population proliferation. NCBI's taxonomy places the organism in Eukaryota, Viridiplantae, Streptophyta, Magnoliopsida, Nymphaeales, Nymphaeaceae.
UGCCAACGGACAUGUGACGGAGAUUUAGGUCUUAGGUUUGUUGGGUUGUUGCGUUUUGGCAUUUUGAACGUUUUACUGUAGACUACACGUGACUAGGUUUGUAGACAGAGAAAGUUGAAGAGAGAGAGAGGGAGAGAGCAGACGAAGUGUGGUCGGAGCUUGGAAAGAUACAUAUGUGCCAGAGCAUGACAAGGCCAUGGAUGUGUAGAUUGUAGAAAAGGCGGUCUUCUCGUAGUGUGAAAAGAAAGAGAGAAAGAGAGAGAAGAGAGAGAGAAAGAGGUGGAGAAAAAAAUGCAGCAACAUCUCAUGCAGAUGCAGCCCAUGAUGGGCGGGUACUCGCCAAACAAUAUCACCACUGAUGUCAUUCAAAAGUACUUGGAUGAAAACAAACAACUGAUUCUGGCAAUCCUUGAUAACCAGAAUUUGGGCAAGCUGAGUGAAUGUGCACACUUUCAGGCAAGGCUUCAGCAGAAUCUGAUGUACUUGGCUGCCAUUGCUGAUGCUCAGCCGCAGCCUCCUGCCAUGCAUGCACAGUUUCCUGCCAACGCUGUGAUGCAGCCUGGGGCCCAUUAUCUGCAACACCAGCAAGCUCAAGCGUUAACCCCUCAGUCGUUGAUGGGUGCACGGUCACCUAUGAUGUAUGCUCAGCAGUCUCUUUCUGCAUUGCAGCAGCAGCAAGCAUUACACAGCCAGCUUGGUGUGAGCCCUAGUGGGAACAAUGGUCUUCACAUGUUGCAUGGUGAAGCGAAUUUGGGACCCAGUGGACAAAUCCCAAGCGGUAGUUUCCCUGAUUUUGGCCGCAGCUCAGCUGGAUCUGGAGAGGGUAUUCAGUCUGCUGGUAGAGCUACUACUAUGGAGCAACGUGGAGCUGGCAAGCAGGACGUGACAGGAAGAGAUGUUUCAGCUUCAGGGUCUGCUGAUGUGCGAGGGGGGACUGCUGGGGCACAGGCUGGAGAUGGGACGGAACCUUUGUAUCUCAAAGGACCUGAAGGGGAUGGUAAUUGAGCUUGUAGCCGGUCCCUGUGCCGGCCCCGUCUCAAAACAUAAGCGGUAGGCAGUAUUAGAGAAAACAAGGCCUUGUCUUGCCUGGACUGGAUCCUUUCUGCUCAAUCUUGCUAUAUGAUGGUUUAGUUUCUGUCAAGGUGAUGAUGAUGAGUCUUGGUAACCUGUUUGUUGGAGACAUGGUUGACUUUCAUGUUCCUGCUUUGUAGAUUUUUGUAGUGUUUGACUGGAUGUUCUAGCGUCCUGAAAGUUGUGCAUUUUGGUUACUGCUCAUGAAUGAUUUUCUGAUGAUGGCUGUUCCGCAUGUUCA